Suillus discolor is the source of this 1761-nucleotide messenger RNA. RefSeq names its product MFS general substrate transporter. Gene Ontology annotation, cellular component: membrane. Bases 112 to 1632 code for a protein of 506 amino acids. Gene Ontology annotation, biological process: transmembrane transport. The transcript is spliced from 11 exons. Gene Ontology annotation, molecular function: transmembrane transporter activity. Lineage: Eukaryota; Fungi; Basidiomycota; Agaricomycetes; Boletales; Suillaceae. The record is from RefSeq and is a predicted model, not a curated record.
CAGCGACCGUCAUCCCUUAACUGCCGUAAAGUCAUGACGUGGUAAAGUUAUUUUUCCGAAGUUCAACUUGGAAGCUUAAGUACGGGUAUUAAUCUCCAACUCGAUAUUAUCAUGGUUAAACCCGGAAGACUCUACGCAUAUAUCGAUCCUUGGUUGCAGAGAUGGAAGCCAUCAUCAUCAGGAGCGUCAUACCGCCCCCUGCUUGCUGCGGUCGACUACGGUUCCCAAUACGAUCUCUCUGGCAGCAGUGAUGACAAUGUUUUGGAUUACAUCGACAGCUCACUUGUGGAGAAGAGGCUUCUCCGUAAGUUGGACUUUCGGGUAGCCUUCCUAGUUCUGGUUUACAUUAUGAACUAUAUGGACCGUACUAAUGCAGCUGCAGCGAGGUUGCGUGGUUACGAGGAGGACCUUGGCAUGGUUGGGACUCAAUUUAACACACUUACCAGCAUCCUUUAUGUGGGGUAUUUGUUGACGCAAGCUCCUUCCAACAUGCUCUUACAUCGCAUGAAAAGGCCAUCACUAUACCUCUCGAGCUGCAUGGCAAUAUGGGGUUUUCUCACAAUCUUCAUGGGUGCGGUACAAACAUAUCAUGCGGCUCUUAUUUUGCGCUUCUUUAUUGGGUUUGUGGAGGCAGCAUUCUUUCCCGGAGCUGUAUUUCUUCUUUCACAAUGGUACAAGAAAAAUGAACUAGGGUUGCGUACAGCACUUCUUGCUUGCGGGGCCUCGAUUAGUAAUGCUUUUGGUGCUCUUUUCGCAUCAGGGAUCUUGGGAUGCUUAGACGGUACACUAGGUUUUACGGCUUGGAGGUGGCUCUUUUUUGUGGAAGGCGCGUUGACCAUCGUGGUCGCGGUGUCUGCGGGCUGGAUUUUACCUGAUUUUCCUUCAACGCCGAGCGCCUGGCUUCUGCCUGACGAACAGAUACUGGCCAAGCAACGGAUGGAGGAGGAAGUCGCGACCAAAAAUGAGCACAAGAGUGAACCCGGAGGAGAUUAUUCUGGUCUUGCCGACGCUCUUAUGGAUUGGAGGGUGUGGUGGGUUGGUGCUGCCCUUAGCGUGAUGGUUUCCUCGAUGUCAUUCAGUAUUUACUUCCCGACGCUAGCCGCUACAAUGGGUUACGACGCGACUACGAGCCUCUUGCUCUGUGCACCUCCGUGGAUUUUGGGAACUUCGACCUCAUUUGUUGUGGCCAGGCACUCCGAUGUAACCGGUGAUCGAUUCUGGCACAUUGUUGGUCCUCUACUUGUCAGCAUCUCUGGAUUUAUACUCGCAAUUUCAACCAUGGAUACGACUUUGCGAUAUAUAUCCUUAUUCUUGAUGACUCAGGGCCCAGUUGCCUAUGUUGUCGCAUUGACCUGGAUCAUGAAUACCUUUUCCCAAUCACAGUCUAAACGCGCUGCAGCCAUUGCACUCAUAAACUCCAUGGCAUCAAGCGGCGUGAUCGUUUCAUCAUACUUCUGGCCAUCUAGUUGGGGACCUUCAUACGUGAACUCGUAUCUCAUUUGUAUCUUGGCAAGCAUCGUAUCUAUUGCGAUGUUAUGGGUAUUUAGGGUGCACCUUUCCCGGUGCAAUGAAGCUGCUGAAGCUGAAGAGCAAUCCCUGGGGCUGCCCAAGGGUUUGAGAUAUCUCCUAUAGCACUUCGAGUCGCUGCUCAGGUUCAGUAACGGUUAUACUUUGUUGGGUGAAAUUAUGGGAGCGGGUCUGAUUAUUAACAUGUACACAGUCGACCAAAAUACAUUAAUGCGAGUUGCGCUCCUCCAGAUU